UGAACAACUGUCGCAAGCUUCCACCUCAGCGCUGAUCCGGACGGCCUGACGACUUGCCCUGCCGGACUCCAUGACAACACCACAACGUUACUACUCAACCUCCUAGUAGUCCUCACCGACAGUUUCUGAGCUUCCUAUCUAGCAGCCAAAAAAUCCUGACGGGACCGGCGACGACAUGUCCAGAUCAGGCUACGACGCGGUCGUAGAUGUCGACGAUGAAGGCGACCUAGGCCACACAGACCUGCAAGAAGAUCUCGAAUUCCACAACUCCAACUUCUCCGAGACCUCGCCGGCCCUCGGCACCGCCUCCGCCCGCGGCGGCAAACCCUCGCCGGCCUCGGGCCUGCCCCUCCCCGCGACCGCCUCGCAGUCCGGCAGUGGUGCCGGGAGCAGCAAGCGCUUCCUCUGGACGCUGUCCUUCUAUGCGCAGUUCUUUGACGUCGACACCAGCUCGGUGCUGCACCGCUGCUGGGCGGCGCUGUUCCCGCGGGCCAAUUUUCUGGAUGUGCUGGAGGGCAAUCCGGACCUGUACGGGCCGUUCUGGAUCGCCACGACCGUGGUGCUGAUCUUGUUCCUGGGCGGGACGAUCAGCGACUACCUCGCCCGGGCGGGCAGGGGCCAGUUCGCGUAUGAUUUCCAAUUGUUGAGCGGCGCCGCCGGGCUGAUCUACGGCUACACCUUCGUCAUCCCCGUCGUGCUGUACCUCGCGCUGCGCUACUUCGGAUCUGAGAGCGCCAACCUGCUCGAGUGCUGGGCGCUGUAUGGGUACGGCAACCUGAUCUGGAUCCCUGUAGCGCUCAUCAGCUGGUCUCCGAUCGCGAUCCUCAACUGGGUGUUCGUCGGUGUCGGGUUUGGGGUGUCGGUUGCCUUCUUGCUCCGGAACCUGUAUCCCGUCCUGAGCGCCACGGACCGCCAGACCAGCAAGGUGCUGUUGAUUCUGGUGGUGGCGCUGCACUUUGGGCUGGCGAUCGCUAUCAAGGUGCUCUUCUUUGCGCACGGCAGCCCGGCACUCAAGGAUGGGCCCGAACAGCCAAAACCGGACCCGGGGCGGCUGUUCUAGGAGCGUGGGGGUUGAAACGGGAACCGGAUUGCGAAGGGAAAGGGUUAUGUACGCUUAAGUUGUGUAACAUGCAGCUUUUACGGGGAGGCAUCUGGGCGUUCAGGGGUAACAUGGCUUUAAUGUACACUUCCACUUCUUUGAUGGGACGGGGCUCUUCCGACAGCAGCAGCAGCAGCAGCAGCAGCAGCGUAUUGACAGCCUGUGCUGCACUCACUGGCACAACCCCUCCAGCUAUCAUUCCAUGCACAUCCUAUUGCAUGUCGUCUACCGCUCAACCUUCCCCCCUUUUUCAAACCAAUCCAGCCAACUCCCAGGGUAUUCUCCAACGUUCUUCCAACCGGCCUCUCUCGC
This is a messenger RNA of Chaetomium strumarium, 1411 nucleotides long. RefSeq lists its product as uncharacterized. The coding region runs from base 176 to 1060 and encodes 294 amino acids. Gene Ontology annotation, biological process: vesicle-mediated transport. The transcript is spliced from 3 exons. Gene Ontology annotation, molecular function: small GTPase binding. Gene Ontology annotation, cellular component: membrane; Golgi apparatus. The record is from RefSeq and is a predicted model, not a curated record. Lineage: Eukaryota; Fungi; Ascomycota; Sordariomycetes; Sordariales; Chaetomiaceae.